Messenger RNA from Saccharomyces kudriavzevii IFO 1802, 1896 nucleotides. It is a transcript of the gene CIR2, whose product is annotated as electron-transferring-flavoprotein dehydrogenase. The coding region runs from base 1 to 1896 and encodes 631 amino acids. The record is from RefSeq and is a predicted model, not a curated record. Gene Ontology annotation, molecular function: iron-sulfur cluster binding; electron-transferring-flavoprotein dehydrogenase activity. The transcript has a single exon. Gene Ontology annotation, biological process: electron transport chain. Gene Ontology annotation, cellular component: mitochondrial inner membrane. Lineage: Eukaryota; Fungi; Ascomycota; Saccharomycetes; Saccharomycetales; Saccharomycetaceae.
AUGAUUAGGCUUACUAAUAAGCGCUUAGUUAGAGGCCUGCAAAUGACUACUUUAGCAAAGUCUAGUCAUUUGACCGUACGCACAGCCAUGACAAGAAAGUUCAGCCUGUCAUGCAGCGUCCUGAACGAGGCACAUCUUACUGAAGAUGAAAGGGAGCUGCUGAAUGAACCAAGAGCCCGCGAUUAUGUGGAUGUUUGCAUUGUUGGAGGAGGACCGGCAGGAUUGGCAACAGCCAUUAAACUGAAACAGUUAGACAAUGCCUCGGGAACAGGUCAGUUGCGUGUUGUUGUACUUGAAAAAUCUAGUGUGCUGGGCGGCCAAACUGUUUCAGGUGCCAUAUUAGAACCAGGAGUAUGGAUGGAGCUGUUUCCUGAUGAACAAUCUGAUAUAGGUAUUCCGUUGCCAAAACAUUUAGCGACUUUGGUGACCAAAGAGCAUUUGAAGUUCUUGAAGGGGAACUGGGCCAUAAGCGUCCCCGAACCAUCUCAAAUGGUGAAUAAAGGUCGUAACUUCAUUGUCUCUUUGAACCAAGUCGUUGGUUACUUGGGAGAAAAAGCAGAAGAAGUAGGAGUUGAAAUCUAUCCUGGGAUAGCUGUGUCAGACCUCAUAUAUGAUAAAAAUAAUGCUGUGAAAGGUAUAGUCACCAAGGAUGCUGGUAUUUCGAAAUCUGGCAAGCCUAAAGAGACUUUCGAACGUGGUAUGGAAUUUUGGGCAAGACAAACUGUAUUAGCAGAGGGCUGUCAUGGUUCCUUGACCAAACAAGCCCUUAAAAAGUAUGAUUUAAGAAAAGGCAGACAGCAUCAGACUUAUGGAUUGGGUAUCAAAGAAGUUUGGGAAGUAAAACCUGAGAAUUUCAGCAAGGGGUUCGCAGCCCACACUAUGGGAUAUCCGUUAUCAAAUGACAUUUAUGGUGGUGGUUUUCAAUAUCAUUUCGGCGAAGGGCUGGUUACAGUAGGCCUUGUGGUGGGGCUGGACUACAAGAAUCCAUACGUUUCACCAUACAAAGAAUUCCAGAAAAUGAAACAUCAUCCGUAUUAUUCCAAAGUUUUAGAAGGCGGUAGGUGCAUUGCCUAUGCUGCAAGAGCUUUGAAUGAAGGUGGUCUUCAAUCUGUGCCAAAACUGAACUUCCCUGGAGGCAUUUUAGUAGGUGCUAGCGCCGGCUUUAUGAACGUGCCUAAGAUCAAGGGAACACAUACCGCAAUGAAGAGUGGGUUGCUUGCCGCUGAAAGUAUCUUUGAAUCUAUAAAAGGUUUACCUGUAUUAGAAGAAGUUGAAGACGACGAUGUCAAGACGGAAAUUUUUGCUAAAGAGCCAAUUAUCAACUUGGAAUCAUACGAAAGCGCGUUUAAAAAUUCAUCCAUAUAUAAAGAACUUUAUGAAGUCCGUAAUAUCAGACCGUCAUUCAAUGGGAGAUUCGGUGGAUAUGGUGGCAUGAUAUAUUCUGGUAUCGACUCUUUGUUUUUGAAGGGCAAAGUUCCUUGGACACUGAAAUUCGAUGAGAAAAAUGACGGUGAAAUUUUGAAACCUGCCUCAGAUUACAAACCCAUAGAAUAUCCCAAGCCAGAUGGUGUGAUAUCCUUCGAUAUAUUAACAUCUGUGUCCAGAACGGGAACGUACCAUGACGAUGAUGAACCAUGCCACUUGAGAGUUCCAGAUCAAGAUAUGGUGAAAUACGCCGAGAGAAGCUUCCCAGUUUGGAAGGGCGUCGAAUCAAGAUUUUGCCCAGCGGGUGUAUACGAGUUUGUCAAGAGUGAAAAAUCUUCCGUGGGCACAAGGCUCCAAAUCAACUCUCAAAAUUGCAUCCAUUGUAAGACCUGUGAUAUAAAGGCGCCAAGGCAAGAUAUCACUUGGAAAGUACCUGAGGGUGGAGACGGACCAAAAUACACACUGACUUGA